Molecule: messenger RNA, 3184 nt
Organism: Podarcis raffonei (Aeolian wall lizard)
Lineage: Eukaryota; Metazoa; Chordata; Lepidosauria; Squamata; Lacertidae
Gene: CDC42EP4
Product: CDC42 effector protein 4
Exons: 3
Coding region: 478-1503 (341 amino acids)
Source: RefSeq, a predicted model, not a curated record
GCUUGCUUGGUCCAGGCUGCUUUUCCUUUCCCACCCUCCCUCAACUGCUGCCGAGCCCCUCUUAAUGCCUUCCAAGUUUCCUUUGCCCCCCACCCCUCCAUUUAAAUACUUCCGCGCCCUCCCCGUUUGAAGCAGAAGUCUCUUGUUUUCCUUCAACAGCCAUCCUGGACGGCUGGCAUCGUCGAGGCCACCAGGAAAGUUGGAUUUACGUGACAGGACAUUCUCCAAGCAGGAGGAGGCUGACAGUGAGGCAAAGCCAUCUUAUUUGUCCAUUGUAAACCAGCAGAGAACCCAUGAGCAUGGUUGGGAUUUAGAGUGCUGCUAAUGAGGCCUGGACUGUUUGAAGGCCAUCAAGAGGCUUGAGGCCUACCUGUGAGACUGCUGGAGUACAACCUGCUCCACCCACAACUGAACCUGACCUCUCCAGUUCCACCACCCUGACUCCUGUGCAAAAGAGCUCUCACACUUGUUGCCAAAAUGCCUAUUUUGAAGCAGCUGGUGACAAAUUCCGCCAACUCCAAACGCCGCUCUCGGGCCGACCUGACUGCAGAGAUGAUCAGCGCUCCCCUUGGUGAUUUCCGCCACACCAUGCACGUGGGACGGGCUGGUGAUGCAUUUGGGGACACCUCCUUCCUCAACAGCAAGGCUGGGGAGGGGGAACAGGAAGCCGCUGAGGAGACAAGUUCCUCAUCCAAACCAGGCCUGCUGUCACGCAAGUUCCGCAGCAGCAAGCGGUCUCAGUCCGUCACCCGGGGCGACCGGCGGGAUAUGCUGGGCUCUCUGAGGGACUCUGCCAUUUUUGUGAAGAAUGCCGUCUCCCUCCCUCAGCUUACUGAGAAGGAGACGGACAGGAGUGGUGGGAAGCAACUGCCCAAGAGCCUUUCCUCCAGCCCUGUCAAGAAAGCCCCUGAGGAGAAGACCCCUGAAGAGAAGCACAUGAACGGUGCGGCAGCCGCUCUUAGCUCUGGGCCCCACAGUCCUGGCUUGGAAGAGCGGGCCUUUGGUGACAUAACGGACCUGCCCUUGGUAGUGCCCAAGGGCAGCUACGGCAUGAAGCACGCAGAGUCCAUCAUGUCUUUCCAUAUUGACCUGGGGCCCUCCAUGUUGGGGGAUGUCUUGAGCAUCAUGGAUAAGGACCCAUGGGAGCAAGAGGAUUCUGGUUAUCAUGGUGCAGAAGACCCCCAGAGGGAGGCAGGCCCUGCGGAGGCAUUGACAGGCCACUGGCUUGGCCAGGAAAGCAAGCUCCCCCAGGAUUCCUUGGUUCAGUCGGAUGACAGCAGAGCAGCAACCUACAGCCCUGGAUCUGCCCGCAGCAUUACCAGUCGCCUGACAAUGGACAGCAGCUCCAUCUCCAGUGGCACCUCUGUGGGAGAGGAACAGCGUACUUUAGUCUCCAGGGGACAGAACCAGGGCGUUCCAGAGCAUACGAGGCAGGACGCUGCUAAACAGCCGGAAAAGGAAUUCUCCUUCAUGGAUGAGGAAGACGACGAGAUAAGAGUAUAAGAAAGGUGACUGGAGCCUUUACAGUUGGCUGGGCUCAAGAAGGAAAAUUUUUCAACAGAUUCUGGAAUAAAUUGUGGUGCGGAAAAAGUUGAAUGCUCUUGACCCCCUUUCUCAAUCUUCAGUUUUCAACACCAUCAUUCCGUUAAACAGACUGUUGAAGAAAGAUGGUGUUUUCUUUUGUUUAGUUUUCCCUGUUUUGGGGGGUCUGAGACAAGGAGCAGGUGGGGGGGAUUCACAUUUAAAUGGCCUCUUUAAAAUAUUUUGGGUGAUUCCAGAGUCAAAGGAAUAAAAGACAACGCUUGAGCAUAUUUGAAGAAACAUUCUUCGCAGGAGAGAACUCGGAGUGUAAUGAAACAGGUUAAACAAAAACAAAAGCAGGCCAAGAGUUAUUUACUGGCAAUAUAGAGCUGAAUACUAGAGCAAAGCUCAAAAGAACUAGUUUCCCUAUUAAUAUAUAUAUUUUUCCUUUACAUUUUUACUAGUACUUAUUAUUAUUAUUAUUUUCUAAUUGCCCAGGAGAAUACCAUUCUGGACCUAGCACAACAUUGAAGGAUGCAAUAUAUUUGUAGACAGCAAAAAAAGAUGGAAGCUUGAAAUAACCAGACCCUCCAAAUCUUACAUGUUUUGGAAGCUAAGCGUUCUCUCCCUGUGGGCAGGCCUCUGGGAAGAUCUACAAACGUUGGAAUUUACGCUAGAGAUUUCGUGUGGUUUUUUUCCAGAUCAGAGCUAGAGGAACUCUUUGGGAAUACAUAUUGUGGGGGGUGUGGUGAUGGGAGAAGCACAGCUAUUUUACCUUUUGCCUUUAUGUUGGGUCCUUCUUUUGGUCUUGUUUUGGGCACACAAGUUGAUGCUAGCAAUUCUUGGAAGAGCAUGACUUAAACCCUCCCUGCCCCUGAAUGUUGCCACCUUUGAUGGUGGUUAUGUGAAACUCUCCCUGUAGUGAAAUGUUUUCAUUUAGCUCCCAAGGACUGUUUAGAAUUCCCCAGUGCGAGGUGAAUUUCAAGUGUGGUGGUCAGUCUAGCUGUCCCAUUGAUAAAGAGAAAUAUUUUUCUUUCCCCCCCCCCUUUCUGUUUCCAGGCUCUUCCUCCUUUUAUAACACGGACAAGAUGUUUGUGUUGUUAGGAAAACUAAUGGGGGAAUGUGGCUUACCUGCACGCCUACAGGUGUAAACGGAAAGUCCCACAAGCAGCCUAACCUGAUACAACUUCAUCCUUUCUUAGUUGAGACUCUAGAAUAUCACCAAGGCUGACCGAAGAACAAUGAUCUUGGCACUCCCCAUUCCAGGAACAAUGGAGACUCUGCCCUGCUCAGUUCCUCCCCAUUGAAAUGGCUUUUAGGGCCCUCCCUCCCAGGUUAUUUGGGAGCUGCUGCUGACAUUCCUGCCUCCUAGAGUUUCAAUUUUUCUUUUUUCUUUUUUGCCUUCAUUUUGCAGGGCAUUAAACACUUAACUCCUGCCUUAAUUUUUAUUUUUUAACUUUUUGUUCAUACUGUAUAUUAGAUUUGCCCAUCCCUUUGGGGAGUAGGUUUAUCUCCCUUCUUCGGAUUGUGAAUUUGUUGCUUGUGUACAGGUGUUCCGUUGGUGCGUUGGAUGGAGGACUUUUUAACAUGGAAGUAUGUUUUUGUUUUAAAAUUCAAAGAAAUUAAACUAUAGUGAAAAACAAACAAAACCACAGACCUUAAA